This is a messenger RNA of Anolis carolinensis (green anole), 2639 nucleotides long. It is a transcript of the gene ferd3l, whose product is annotated as Fer3 like bHLH transcription factor. Lineage: Eukaryota; Metazoa; Chordata; Lepidosauria; Squamata; Anolidae. Gene Ontology annotation, molecular function: protein dimerization activity; DNA-binding transcription factor activity, RNA polymerase II-specific; RNA polymerase II transcription regulatory region sequence-specific DNA binding. Bases 1521 to 2006 code for a protein of 161 amino acids. The transcript has a single exon. Gene Ontology annotation, biological process: developmental process; regulation of transcription by RNA polymerase II. The record is from RefSeq and is a predicted model, not a curated record.
AUAUUGUAAUAUUAUAUAUUAUUGUAAAUUAUAUUAUAUAUGUGUGUAUAGGUACAUUGAAUACGUAUUAUUAUCAGUCACUUAACUUAAAACAUAGACUUGCUGUUUCUACGUUAGUCACUACUUUCAGUCUAAGUUUCUACUCAUUUUUUUAAAAUUAAAUAUAAGAGUUCACCGUAACAUUCAAACAACAAUACAUGACGUAUUACACACAAUAGACUCGAAACUCCUAUCCCACACACACACACACACACAAAAAUCCCUUCCCCACACCCGUGCACCCUUUGCCAUGACUUCCAACACUGAAGCACUCACUUCAGUGAAGCACUCACUUCUAUGGGCCCGGGCUGUGGCGCAGGCUAAAGAGCAAGCCAGCUGCAACCAGCUGCAAUGAAUCACUCUGACCAGGAGGUCAUGAGUUUGAGGCCCGCUCGGAGCCUAUGUUUGUCUUGUCUUUGUUCUAUGUUAAAAGGCAUUGAAUGUUUGCCUAUAUGUGUAAUGUGAUCCGCCCUGAGUCCCCUUCAGGGUGAGAAGGGCGGAAUAUAAAUGCUGUAAAUAAAUAAAUAAAAUAUGGCACUAUAGGAUUUGUAGUUUGGUGAAGCACCGAAAUACAGCCCAGAAAACUCACAGCAACCCAAGAUCUAUGAAAGUACAGCUGAUGUGGUCUAGUCAAUCACAGUUUUCUGCCUCAGAGCCCCAAAUAAUCCCAGGAACAGGCCUAAAAACCAAGACAUCAAGAAAAAACCAGUUUGGCUAUGUCAUUGAUGAGAAGGAGGGGCUGUUUGUGAUGUUUCUGUAUAUCUUUUUCAGCCACAAUUUCUGGAUCAAGUCUUUCCAGACUCAGUAGCAAACGAUUGCCUGCCCUGCUGGGCCCAUGUUUGCACACUUUGGCCAGAAGAAGGGUCCGCCUUUGUGUGGGAUGACUCCCAGAGUGACUCUUUAGGAAUGAAAGGGGGGCUUUUCUUCUGGCCUCCCCUCCCAGCCCCUUCCCCUGCUUGCUUAGGCUAAUGGAGAGCCUGCCAUUCCUUUCCCAUUGCGCAGGGAGACGGGGCAAACAUUGCCCGGUGACCCUUGGGCGCGCAGGUUGCAUCAUUAAAGGCAUCCUUCGGCUUGUCUUGACAUCCAUUCAAAAGGCGGCUCAAACGCAUUUCUCUUCCUCUCCCCCUUGAUCCUCAGACUCCCCCCUCCCUCCCCAACCAGGCCUUGCUCAUCUUCUUCCAGGGGGAGAGAAAUCCUUUUUGGUGGCGGCUGGGGAAAGCAUAUCUCCAAGAGAGUGGACAUUUUUGCCAAGACGGCACCUUGUUUUGCUUCCCAUCCACCAUCCACCUUUUCUGGCCUGUCGCUUUGCAUCUCAUCCCCUUUGGAAAGCCUUUAAUCCAGUUCUCCUUGCCUGCUUGUUUUGGAAAGGGAAGGGGAUACCCAACCUGGGCUCUCCUUUUUGCCAAGGCUAAAGAAAUUGGCUGUGAAGAAAGAAGGAGCGGGCAGCCUCUCUCCAUGAAAAGGCUCACUAAGGACAAGCAAUGGCCCACCAUGACAUUCACCAGUCCCAGUGGCCUCCUCUUUCUCCUUCUCCGCCUUUCAUGAUGCAAGAUGAGAGUCAACCUCAAGAGGAGAUGCUGGACUUCUAUGCUUUCUCCACCUCUGGGGAUCCUUUGCAUCCUAGAAGCUUCUCAGCGGCGGGAACAGGAGAAGAUGGGCACUUGGGUGUAGGAGAUCCGGAGACAGAGGAAGAGGAGGAAGAGGAGGAGGAAGGGCGAGGGAGGAAGGCCACUUUCCUGGUGCGAGCCAAGCGCAAGAGGGUCAUCACCCACCGGCAGCGCCAGGCCGCCAACGUGAGGGAGAGGCGGCGGAUGUUCAGCCUCAACGAAGCCUUCGACCAGCUGAGGAAGAAGGUGCCCACCUUCGCCUACGAGAAGCGGCUCUCGCGGAUCGAGACCUUGCGCCUCGCCAUCGUUUAUAUCGCUUUCAUGACGGAGCUGCUGCGGGGGGAAACGGGGGCCAAGUAGAGAAAAGAAGAGAGAGAUGCCAGCCGAGAAAACAGGCACAGGUAGGUGCCCAAGAGAUAGCAAGAAGCGGCACAGGGAGAGACAGAAUCUUUCCCAACCAGGGCGAGAUGGGAGGGAAACUCUGGGCAACUUUUGUGGACUGCUUUCCCCAGAAUCCACACACCACCGACUCCGCUGCCACUAGGAGCUGGAAGGAUGCUUCCUAAAAAGAGCUUGAACAAAGUUAGAUUUUUUGUGAACUACUGAAUUCUCCCCAACCUGGACAACACGGGGAGGUAGAUCUUCAGCAAGCCCUUUCUCUGCACUGCUACUAGGCAAGGUCUUUUUAUAGACAACCACACCCGACAACAGGUGAAGCUGGAAGGAAACAUUCAAGAAAGAGCCUGGAAAGUUCCCUUUGUGGGCUGUCACUCACAGAAUCCCCCCAUCCACAGAAGAAACUUGGCCAAGUGCUAUGUAAGCAUAAGUUAUUUUGAGCCUCCGGUGGCCUAGGGGAUAAAAGCCUCGUGACUUGAAGGUUGCUGACCUGAAGGCUGCCAGGUUCGAAUCCCACCCUGGGAGAACGCAGAUGAGCUCCCUCUAUCUGCUCCAGCUCCAUGCGGGGACAUGAGAGAAGCCUCCCACAAGCAGGCC